CCUUGAACGAAAUUGGGGAAACUAUCCCGAUCAAACGUAAAAGCACACCAUGUCUUGGUACCAAACUCAAUUCAAACUUAGUCCUCGGCCAAGAGGAUGCCACCUUGUACACGACGAGAUUUGUUCACAAGUGCCCGAGAUUAGAAAGUACAAAGUCGGCAUGGCCAAUGUCUUUUUGCAGCAUACUAGUGCCUCGCUCAUGUUGAACGAGAACUACGACCCCACAGUGAGAAAAGACUAUGAAAUGGCUCUCAACAAAAUCGCUCCUGAAGACUUUCCCUACGUCCACACCGAUGAGGGUCCGGACGAUAUGCCUGGACAUCUCAAAUCUGGCCUUGUCGGCGUCUCACUCAACAUUCCUAUAACUCAAGGAAGACUUAAUACCGGCACAUGGCAAGGUAUCUGGCUCUGUGAACACAGAGAUCAUGGCGGUUCCCGUAAAGUUGUUGUAACUCUGCAGGGUGAACGAAUGUAAACAAUAUGUAAAAUCGAACCGAUCGUAUAAGGCCAAAAAAUAAACCUAUCUAGACCGACGAAGCAAUAUUCCGUAAUGUACUGCUCAUAAUG
Umbelopsis ramanniana AG is the source of this 567-nucleotide messenger RNA. RefSeq lists its product as uncharacterized. The record is from RefSeq and is a predicted model, not a curated record. The coding region runs from base 50 to 475 and encodes 141 amino acids. NCBI's taxonomy places the organism in Eukaryota, Fungi, Mucoromycota, Umbelopsidomycetes, Umbelopsidales, Umbelopsidaceae. The transcript has 6 exons.